AUGGAAGUGUCGCUGAAAAUCAAUGGAGAAGAAUUUAGAGUGGAUCCUAGAAAUUGUCCUCUGGGAAUGACUCUAAACACCUUCAUCAGGACUCGAGCAAGGCUUACGGGCACAAAAUCAAUGUGUCUUGAAGGCGGUUGUGGAGCUUGUAUUGUUGUCGCGAUGGGGCAUCAUCCAGUGACUGGGAAAGAGUGGAUCGGAUCAGUGAAUUCUUGCCUGGUGUCCGUUUUCUCGUGUCACGGAAUGGAAGUUGUGACGAUCGAAGGAAUUGGCGGGAAAGCGAGUGGUUUCCAUACGAUCCAGGCACGUCUGGCCAAGAUGAAUGGCACUCAGUGCGGAUUCUGCUCGCCCGGAAUGGUCAUGAGCAUGCUUGGCCUGAUCGAGAGCCACAAAGGACGCGUGUCGAUGGCAGAAGUCGAGAACAGCCUCGGAGGAAACAUCUGCAGAUGCACUGGAUACCGACCAAUCCUAGAUGCCUUCAAAUCCUUGGCCGAUGACUCUGAUUAUUCGGAUAUUGAAGAUCUGCCAAAAACUUGUCCCAAGACUAAGGAAAUCUGCAAUGGAGGGUGCAAGAGAUUUAGUGAGAAGAUAACUCUUGAAUUCCCAGAUGGUGGGAAAUGGUUUAAAGUCCACGACACUGGAGAGAUUUUUAAAAUCUUGAAGGCAUUUCAAAGCGAGAAGAUAAUGCUAGUUGCAGGAAAUACAGGUCAUGGUGUCUUUAGAAGAGACUCUGAAAUUUCCAUUUUCAUUGAUGUGAAGGAUGUAAAGGAACUGCGGUCUCAUGAAUACAGGAAAAGUUCUCUGGAAAUUGGCGGUUCAGUAACUCUUGCAGAAAUGACUGAAAUUCUCCAAGAAACUGCGGAAAAGUCAUCAACCUUCUUCUACUGCCAGGAAUUGGCCAAUCAUUUACAAUUAGUUGGAAGUCCUUCGAUAAAAAACAUGGCUUCUAUUGCGGGUAAUCUGAUGCUGAAACAUCAGCAUAGAGAAUUCUCUUCAGACCUCUUUCUUAUGAUCACCACUGUUGGAGGGAAAAUUGAAAUUGCUGAGAAUGAAAGCUCCAGAAGAAUUCUCACUACUCUAGAGUUCUUGAACACUGAUAUGAAGGGAAAAAUCGUGACCAAAGUGAUCUUCCCGGAACAUGAUCAUUUAUUCACCAAAAUCAAGAUGUUUAAGAUUAUGCAAAGAGCUCAAAGCACUCCUGCUCUCUUGAACGCUGGUUUUCUGACCAAGCUAUCCAAAGAUGACAUUGUUGAGUUUGCCUCAAUUUCAUUCGGAUGCAUAAACGAAUCAUUUAUUCAUGCUAAAAAUCUUGAAGGUCAUCUUGUGGGGAAGAAACUAUUCUCAAAUGAUACUCUGCAAUCAUCUUUGCAGAUUCUCGGUGAAGAACUGAAAAUUUCAGACUCUCCUCCAAGUCCGGAUCCAGAGUAUCGCAAAAUCUUGGCAAUGGCGCUAUUUUAUCGCUUUAUCUUGAGUGUCUCACCUAAAGAUAAGCUUCGAAAUGAGCACUUGAGCGGUGCAAAAGCAUCAGAAAGAGCACUUUCGAGUGGACAGCAAACAUAUAAGAAAUUCCCCGAAAACUUCCCCAUUACUGAAGAUCUCCCCAAGUGGGAGGGAAUCAGCCAGACGUCUGGACAAGCAAAGUACGCCAAUGAUCUUCCUCAUCAGCAUGGAGAACUGUGGGCAGCGUUCGUUCAGGCCAGAAGAGUUAACGCCAUCAUUAAGAAAAUUAAUCCCUCACGCGCGCUCAGCCUGCCUGGAGUUCACUCGUUCUUCUCUGCUAAAGACAUACCGGGAAUUAAUUCUUUCGCUCCAGGAAAAGCUGGUGAAGAUUUGGUGGAGGCAGAAGAGAUUCUGUGCAGUAGAAAAGUCUUGUUUAACGGACAACCAGCAGGUAUUAUCCUAGCAGAAUCCUUUGAUCUUGCUCAGAAAGCUGCAAAUUGCGUGGAGAUCGAGUAUGAAGAAACAGGUGAAAAGAUCCUGCCUACGAUCUGGGAUGUUCUUAGAGAGAAUGCAAUUGAUAAAAUACGAGAGGAUCCUAUUAAAAUUGAGGCAAAAUCCUAUGGAAGUGACACAAAAAUGACGAUAUCCGGGCACUGGGAGUCGGGAAGUCAAUAUCAUUUCACGAUGGAACCCCAGACAAGUGUCUGUAUUCCCACAGAGACCGGACUAGAAGUUCAUGCCUCGACACAAUUCAUGGAUUUAGUGCAGAUCGCUAUCUCAGAAGCUUUGAAAAUCCCCGAAAGCUCUAUCUUUAUGGUAGUUCGUCGUUUAGGCGGUGCUUUUGGCUCUAGGAUUUCCAGAGGAUCACAAAUAGCAUGUGCCGCUGCUCUGGCCAGUUAUAAAACAAAUCGUCCUGUUCGCUUGGUGCUUCCGCUGGAAGUGAACAUGGAGAUUAUCGGCAAGAGAUAUCCCUGCAUUGGAGACUACACUGUAGAUAUCAAUGCUGAGGGAAAGAUUCAGAAGCUGAAGAAUGACUAUAUGCAGGAUUUCGGGUGUUCACUGAAUGAAUCUGUGAUUUGGCUCACAACGAAGUGGUUCAGGAACUGCUACGAUGAUGAAUCCUGGGAUGUUACAGGUAGUUCUGUUAUCACGAAUGCUCCCAGCAAUACUUAUUGCAGGGCUCCAGGAAUUCUCGAGGGUGUGGCAAUGAUUGAAAACAUAAUGGAACACAUCGCUAUGAAAACAAACGUGGAUCCUGUAGAUGUACGCUUGGCUAACAUUCCUGAGGAUUCUCCGAUGAAGAAGAUCCUCCCUGACUUUGUGAGAUCAAUUGAUUAUGGAACAAGGAAGAGGCAGAUUGAAGUCUUCAAUGCAGAGAAUCGAUGGAAGAAGCGUGGCAUUUCCAUUGUACCUAUGAAAUAUCCUCAGAUGUUCAUUGGGAAUCUUCCUGCCUUGGUGAGUGUAUAUCACGGAGAUGGGACUGUCGCAAUCUCCCAUGCAGGGAUUGAGAUGGGCCAAGGAUUAAACACUAAGGCAGCUCAGGUGGUGUCUAAAAUCCUGGGAGUUCCGCUUUCGACCAUAGUCUUCCGGCCAGUGGACAAUGUUACAUCGGCAAAUGGCUCAGUGAGUGGAGCAAGCUCAACCAGUGAAGGGAUUUGCCUCUCUGUAAUGCGUGCUUGUGAAAUCAUCCUCGAGAGGAUGCGUCCUCUGCGUGAGGAGAUGCCAAACGCUUCCUGGGCAGAACUCACUCAAGAGUGUUUCAUUAGAAAUAUCGAACUCACUGCAUACUACACAGUUCAUCCUGAUGAUAUCCCAGAUUAUUUCGUGUGGGGCGUAACUUGUGCCGAAGUUGAAGUGGACGUUCUCACAGGAUGUGUUCAGUUGCGUCGUGUAGAUAUCCUGGAGGACACAGGAGAGAGUGUGAACCCUCUAGUUGAUGUGGGCCAAAUCGAAGGGUCUUUCGUCAUGGGCAUUGGAUACUGGCUUCACGAGGAGAUUGUUUACCGCGCAGAGGACGGAAAACUCCUUACAAAUCGUACCUGGAACUAUAGACCACCAGGAGCCAAGGACAUUCCAAUUGACUUCCGCGUGACUUUCCUGCAAAACCCCAAUCCUUACUUCAUCCUGAAAUCCAAAGCCACAGGCGAACCUGCCCUAUCUAUGACCUCGGUCAUUCUAUUCGCAAUCCGAGACGCACUGCGCUCAGCCAGGAGAGAUGCAGGUCUUCUUGAUGAGUGGUUCGAACUGGGUGCCCCUUCAACUCCUGCACAUAUUCUGCUGAAGGCAGGAACUAAGCCCACUGAUUUUAAUCUAUAAAUGGAAUUUGCAAAAUAAAGUGGUGUGGGUUUUUUAUGAAUCGUAUUGCUUCAAUUAUAAUAAUAUAGAGAAAAGUGAACAACUUAAUAGUUUGGUAACGCUAUGUACAAAAUUUGAUAAAAAAUAAAAAUGAGUAUUCAAC
Messenger RNA from Phlebotomus argentipes, 3898 nucleotides. RefSeq lists its product as uncharacterized. Bases 1 to 3756 code for a protein of 1251 amino acids. NCBI's taxonomy places the organism in Eukaryota, Metazoa, Arthropoda, Insecta, Diptera, Psychodidae. The transcript has 3 exons. The record is from RefSeq and is a predicted model, not a curated record. Gene Ontology annotation, molecular function: FAD binding; 2 iron, 2 sulfur cluster binding; iron ion binding.